Messenger RNA from Heterostelium album PN500, 930 nucleotides. Its product is annotated as RNA-binding region RNP-1 domain-containing protein. Gene Ontology annotation, molecular function: RNA binding. Bases 1 to 930 code for a protein of 309 amino acids. Lineage: Eukaryota; Evosea; Eumycetozoa; Acytosteliales; Acytosteliaceae. The transcript is spliced from 4 exons. The record is from RefSeq and is a predicted model, not a curated record.
AUGGAUGAAUCUGUAAAGAGAGAUGAAUCACAGAAUAUAGAUGCCUAUGAGCGAUACUCGCCAUCGAGAUCGAGUAGAUCGGGUUACAACGAUUAUCCACCACCACCAUCAGCAAACGGAGGUAGCAGCAGUGGAUACGGUAGCGGAAGUGGAUACGGUUCCGGUGGAUAUGGUUCGAGCAGCGGUUCCAGUGGUGGAUACAGCGGUGGCGGUGGUCAGACCUAUGGUGACUACGGUAGUGGCUACGGAGGUGGUUACGGUGGUGGCUAUGGUGGUGGAUACAGAGACCGUUAUCCUCCACCCCGUGGAUAUGGCGGUGGAUACCGUGAUAGAGACUACGGAAGAGAUCCAAGAGAUCACUACUACAGAGAUAGUUACCGUGAUCACGGAUAUGGUGGUGGAUACGAACGUAGAGGAUACGGUGGUGGUGGCGGUGGCGGUGGUUACGGUGGUGGAUAUGGAGGUGGUGGUGGUGGUGGUGGUGGAUACGGUGGUGGAUACAGAGAUAGAGGACACCCAUACAGAAGACCACCAAGAAGAGAAAAUCAUAUUAUGGAUCAAGAAGAAAGAGAUAAGAGUAAAUGUUUGUUUGUUGGUAAUCUACCAUACCACUUCAAUGAAACACAUCUUACUUCUUUGUUUGGUAAGUUUGGUACUUUGGCAAAUGUAAAUGUCGGAUUCGAUAGAAAGACUGGACACAACAAGGGAUAUGCCUUUGUUGAGUUUGAAUCGAAAACUGAUGCCGAAGAAGCAUUCAAACACUACAAUACAACUGACGUUGAAGGUAGAAGACUUAGAUUGGAUUGGGAUGUCGGUAUGGCAAAGAAAGGUAUCACCAAGUCAGGCCACGGCAGUGCAACUGGUGAUUCUCAAUCUUUACCACCACCUCCUCCACCAAUCGAUAUUGAUUCAAUCCCCAACGACCAAUAA